This is a messenger RNA of Schistosoma rodhaini, 2277 nucleotides long. The record is from the annotation of a GenBank genome assembly. Lineage: Eukaryota; Metazoa; Platyhelminthes; Trematoda; Strigeidida; Schistosomatidae.
AUGGGACGAAUACAAAUUGUUUAUUCUCCUGAUGAAAAUGUAUCUGGACGAACUAACCGUCCUGGUAAAGAGGUAGUGGAUCCACGUACUGGUAGAAUAAUCAAAGUGAAACGAGAAACGCCAGAUGAUUACUUGAAUGUAUUAAAACCCAUCAAAGGUCCAAAGCGUAUGGAAUUUAAUCCAUAUCUUCCUAAAACACUUACUCCAAAAGGAUAUGCUAAGUUUAAACUAAUGAUGAAUGUUGCAAGUAAACAAUAUGAAACACUAGUUAAACGUUUAAAAACUGAACGGACACUUUGGGAAGAUCCUGACUUUCCAGCUAAUGAUAAAGCCAUUGGGAAUCUGCCAGAUUUCAGAGAGAGAAUUGAAUGGAAAAGACCACAUGAAAUUAAUCCAAAUGCUAAAUUUUUCGCUGCUGGAGCAAGUCGUUUCGAUAUUGAACAAGGGGCACUUGGUGACUGCUGGUUACUUGCAGUAGUGGCUUCCAUAUCAGGAUACCCACAGCUAUUUGAUCAAGUGGUGCCUAAAGAUCAAGAAUUGAAAGGACCAGAAUAUGUUGGUGUUGUACGUUUUCGAUUUUGGCGUUUUGGCCAUUGGGUGGAAGUGCUUAUAGAUGAUCGUCUUCCAGUUCGUCAAGGACGUAAUACACUCGUUUUUAUGCAUUCUAAUGAUCCCACGGAAUUCUGGUCAGCUCUGUUGGAAAAAGCUUAUGCAAAAUUGAAUGGUUGUUAUGCUCAUCUGAGUGGAGGAUCACAAAGUGAAGCUAUGGAAGAUUUAACUGGUGGAAUCUGUUUAUCUCUUGAACUGAACCAAAAAGAACGUCCAAGUGAUCUUAUAGAUCAGCUUAAAAUUUAUGCUCAACGUUGUUGCCUUAUGGGUUGUAGUAUUGAUUCAUCAGUAAUGGAACAAAAAAUGGAUAAUGGACUUAUAGGUAGUCACGCAUACAGUUUAACAGGUGUAUAUCCCGUCAACUACCGAGGUCGCACUCAAUGGUUAAUGCGUUUACGUAAUCCAUGGGGUGACAGUCAUGAAUGGAAAGGUGCAUGGUGUGAUGGUUCACCUCAAUGGCGUGAAAUAAGUGAACAAGAAAAGAAAAAUAUGAACUUGAGCUUCACUGCAGAUGGAGAAUUUUGGAUGUCAUAUGAAGAUUUUGUGACUUGUUUUUCACGAGUUGAAGUAUGUCAUUUAGGUCUUGAAAGUUUAGAGUAUAAUCAAAAUUUCCAUGGGAAAAGAAGAUUAGACGAAGCUAUAUUUUCUGGUCAAUGGCAACGUAACGUUAAUGCUGGUGGUUGUAUUAAUAAUCGCACUACCUAUUGGACGAAUCCACAAUUUCGUAUCACAGUUGAAGAUCCAGAUCCUGAUGACGAUGAUAAUAAGUGUUCAGUGCUCAUUGGUUUAAUGCAAACAGAUAUCAGGAAGAAAGUUGGAGCAGAUUUUCAACCUAUAGGUUUUAUGGUUUAUAAUGCACCUGAUGAUUUAAACACUUUAUUAUCACGUGCACAACUUUUAACUAGAUCUCCAAUAGCUAAAUCACAAUUUAUUAAUACACGUGAAGUUACUGCACAAUUUCGUGUACCACCAGGAUCAUAUGUUGUUAUUCCGAGUACAUUCGAUCCAAAUAUUGAAGUAAAUUUUAUAUUACGUGUAUUUUCACAAACAUCUAUUAUAGAACAAGAACUUGAUGAAGACAAUACUAACCAAGGUCUACCAGAUGAUGUGAUUGAAGCUUUGAAAUUAGAAGAUACUUUGUUAGAUGAAGAUCAAGAAAUUGAACAGAAAUUUUUAGCUAUCCGUGAUCCAAAAACUAAUGCUAUAAACGCUGUUAAAUUGGGUGAACUUUUAAAUAAUAGUACAUUACAAGAUAUCCCUAACUUCCAAGGAUUUAAUAAAGAAUUAUGUCGUAGUAUGGUUGCAUCUGUAGAUAAUAACUUAACAGGUCAUGUUGAAUUAAACGAAUUUAUGGAUCUUUGGAUACAAGCUAAAGGAUGGAAACAUAUUUUUAUAAAACAUGAUGUUGAUCAAAGUGGUUAUUUCAGUGCAUAUGAAUUUCGUGAAGCAUUGAAUGAUGCAGGUUAUCAUGUGAGUAAUCGAUUAAUCAAUGCUAUUAUAAAUCGAUAUCAAGAUCCUGGCACAGAUAAAAUAAGUUUUGAAGAUUUUAUGUUGUGCAUGGUACGACUUAAAACUGCCUUUGAAACAAUUGAAGCACAUCCGAAAAAUAUUGAAGGCACAUCACUUUUCAGUGCUGAAGACUAUCUACGAUUUUCAGUUUAUAUCUGA